Molecule: messenger RNA, 1599 nt
Organism: Stegostoma tigrinum
Lineage: Eukaryota; Metazoa; Chordata; Chondrichthyes; Orectolobiformes; Stegostomatidae
Product: ectonucleotide pyrophosphatase/phosphodiesterase family member 7-like
Exons: 6
Coding region: 21-1403 (460 amino acids)
Source: RefSeq, a predicted model, not a curated record
GACUGAAAGCAGCCAGGGAAAUGUGUUCUGUCCUAUACUUGAGUCUUCUGCUGUCACUAACACACAGUCUUCCUAUUUUUAGGAAUGGACGGAAGAGUCAUAACAAGCUGCUACUUAUUUCCUUUGAUGGCUUUCGUUGGGAUUAUGACGAAGAUGUUGAAUGCCCAAAUUUGCAAAACUUAGUCAGAGAAGGUGUAAAAGCAAAAUAUAUUACACCUGCCUUUAUUACAAUAACCUCUCCAUCUCAUUUCACAUUGAUAACGGGUAGAUAUAUAGAGACGCAUGGCGUAAUCCACAAUAUGUGGUUCAAUACAACAACUGGACAAAAAAAACCAUAUUACCAGACACAGAGUGUCAACGAAUAUUGGGACAAUGGAAGUUUACCCAUCUGGAUCACUGCCCAGCGACAGGGUUUAAAAACAGGCUCCUUUCACUUCCCUGGCACCAAAUCCUCCUAUGAUGGAGAAGAUGUUUUCCUGAAAGAAGUGGAGCCUCCAUUUUACCAUUACAGCAAUGAAACAGCCUGGAAAGAAAACAUCGACACAGUGAUGCAAUGGUUCACUUCACAAGAUCUGGACUUUGUUUCACUCUACUUUGGUGAACCAGAUGGAGCUGGCCACAAACAUGGCCCGGAAUCAAAUCAGAGAAAAGACAUGGUUCGGCAGGUAGACAGAACAGUAGGUUACUUAUUGCAAAGUAUUCAAAGCCAUGGCUUGAAAUCUAAACUCAAUGUCAUCAUCACUGCUGAUCAUGGAAUGACUACCGUGCUGAAAGAACCCCAAGUGACAGAAAUUGUGCUGAAAAGAAUUGCCAACUUCUCAUUCGAAGACAUUGAUUUUGAAUUACUCGAUUAUGGACCAAAUGGCAUGUUACUACCUAAAGAAGGAAUGAUAGAAAAGGUGUACCAAGCUCUGAAAGGUGCUCAUCCUCAUCUAAACGUUUAUAAAAAAGAAGAUUUUCCAGAAAGACUUCACUAUGCUAACAACGAAAGAAUUCUCCCUAUUGUCAUGUAUGGUGACCUUGGCUACGUUAUUCAUGGGAGAGCCAAAUUCCAGUUUAACAAAGGCGAGCAUGGUUUUGAUAACUCAAAUAUGGACAUGAAAAUGAUUUUUCGCGCAUUUGGUCCAGAUUUCAAAAAGAAUUAUUUGGCUGAGCCAUUCGAAAGUGUGAACAUUUAUCCACUCAUGUGUGAGCUUCUCAACAUCGUGCCUGAGCCAAACAAUGGAUCUUUGGAACUUACCAGAAGAAUGUUGGCCUAUCAGGAAGACACCAAAUAUCCUGACUCAACAUUACUUCAGGCGGUUAUAGGUUUGGGAACAGUUGUUGGUUUAAUGGUUCUAAUUGCUGUUAUUGUUGGAACUCAUGCUUUGUGCAAGCAAAGAAACAAAAGAGUACAAGGGUAAUGACCUACGAUUAUCUCAUCAGUUCAAGUCCAAGAGACAACUCUCAGCCUGUGCUCAGGCCGGAUGACAUUUUGUAUUAAAGAUUUAACUGUUCAAAUGUGAGAAAGCUAAUGGCUUUUUUGUACAAUUUAUUACAUUUGAACAUUAAAUCUGAAAAUUAAAUUGAUGUAUAGAAUUAUACAUUGGCAGACAUUCA